Messenger RNA from Scomber japonicus (chub mackerel), 1360 nucleotides. It is a transcript of the gene mss51, whose product is annotated as putative protein MSS51 homolog, mitochondrial. NCBI's taxonomy places the organism in Eukaryota, Metazoa, Chordata, Actinopteri, Scombriformes, Scombridae. The transcript has 6 exons. The record is from RefSeq and is a predicted model, not a curated record. The coding region runs from base 1 to 1299 and encodes 432 amino acids.
AUGGCAUCCCAGAUCCCAGCGCUCCCACAGUCCUACGCUCCAACAAAUGAGAGCGUCUUUUCUGACCAAUCUGGCUUCUUCUCCCUGGAUUCCAAUGUUCCUGGACUCUCUAGGGUGAUUCUCAAUAGCCUCAACAUGAAGGACUACGGGCAAUACAGGGCCGCCGUUGAGGGAAAGACUAAAGGAAUCUCUUUCCGCAACUAUAAGGACAUGUUCAACAAGAUGGAGGAGACCUUUAAAUUCUGCACUGCCUGCAACAAACUCCCACAGCAUCUCACUGAGGGACAGAGCCUCAAGCGCUGUGUCAAGUGUUUGAAUGUGUACUACUGCACCAAGGACUGUCAGAGAAAGGACUGGCCUCAGCAUAAAAAGGUCUGCAAGAAGCUGCGUCUGGUGGGCAUCGACAGACUCGUGGAGUGGCUGUUUUUUACUGGAAACCUGCCAUUCCCUACUAAGAAGUGGUGUAAGUCAGCUGCUGAGGUGAGGAACUGGGAAGACUGGCUUUCCAUGCAGGGUGACCUCAGGCCAUGUCUUGAUACCAUCUUGUCCGGUGGCAACAUGACAAAUCUUUGGAAGAACGCCUGCAGGCCACGGCCAGACGACGAUGACCUGCGACAGUCUUUAUGGCGGAUUCAAAGCGAGUUCCUCUCUAGGGUUCUCACAGUUGGCAUGGCUGUGCAGCACUUCAAACUGGACCCAUACGCUAAGCCUCUCACUAUUCACCUAGCAGGGGCAUCCCAUAAUGAAUCCAUGGGAGCCAGACUGACUGAUUAUGAUGAGCUGAACAGCAUGUUCCCUGGACACCAGGGCAUAGAGGUAGUCAUGGUGGGACCAGAGGUGGUGGACGGCCCCAUCGUGAGGCCUCCACUCAGGGCCUUUGGGCCCAGGCAGAGGGUCUACAUCAGUGCCUAUAAGGGUCUCUACCACCAGUUCUGGGAGGACCUGGUGGAGAAAAAGGAAGCAGCCAAGCCAGAUCUGGUGGUUGGAUUUCAUCCAGGGUUCCACGCUAACAAGGGUCUGAUCGAAGGUUGGCUGCCCACCCUUCUGCUGCUCAGAGACUUUAACAUACCUUCCUUCUUCACCAUGUUCAGUGAGAUGGAGCUCAAGUGCUCCCUGCAGAUCCUCCACGAGUUGGAGAUGCACAUCAUGGACAGUGGACCCAAUCCAUUCACCUCACAGAAGCCAGAGCAGGUCCAGGCCUGCCCCAACAAAAUGCCAGUCAACUGCAACUCUCAAUACAUCCGUUUCCAAGGACUGCUACCACAACAAGAAUCUGAAGAGGCCAGUCCAGACAACUAAAAGGCCAUCAUGAAUAUUGUCAAAGCCUGGUUGGGGUGCCACAAGUCAUGCUCUUUAUAGA